Molecule: messenger RNA, 869 nt
Organism: Gossypium raimondii (Peruvian cotton)
Lineage: Eukaryota; Viridiplantae; Streptophyta; Magnoliopsida; Malvales; Malvaceae
Product: casparian strip membrane protein 1
Exons: 3
Coding region: 46-675 (209 amino acids)
Source: RefSeq, a predicted model, not a curated record
AUUUCUCUUUUCAACAAACAAACACACAUAUAUUCUCUCUCUCUAAUGGCGACAGCUGAGAAAAGCGGUGAAAUAGCAAUCAACAUGUCGGAGACAAAAGCCAGUACUAAAGGAAAAGCUCCAUUGUUAAACUCUUCCAAAGCUUUCGCCGUCGUCGAACCACCGAACCGAGGAGCCAAAAGAGGUAUCGCCAUUGGUGAUUUCUUUUUGAGACUAUGUGCCCUUGGAGCCGCCCUCGGUGCCGCUAUAUCAAUGGGGACCGCCGAUCAACUUCUCCCUUUUACAACUCAGUUCCUCCAAUUCGAAGCUCAAUACGAUGAUUUUGAUGCUUUCCGGUAUUUUGUGAUCUCACUUGCCAUGGUUACUGGUUAUCUUCUCCUUUCAUUGCCAUUUUCCAUAGUCUGCAUCAUUCGGCCACUUGCAACAGCUCCAAGGCUCUUCCUUGUCAUCUUUGAUAGUAUAAUGGGGGGUGUAACCAUAGCAGCAGGUUCAGCUGCUGCAGCAAUUGUAUAUGUGGCUCAUACAGGGAACCCAAACACCAAUUGGCUUCCUAUUUGUCAACAGUACGGUGAUUAUUGCCAAAGUGCAAGUGGAGCAGUGAUAGGUUCUUUAAUAGCUGGUGCAGUCCUCUUCUUUAUAGUUAUACUUUCAGCUUUUGCUCUUAAAAGAAGCUGAAAAAACCACUUCCCAUGGAAGUUAAGUUUCCAUUGAUUUAUGAAAAAAAAGCAUUUGAAUGAUUUCCUUUGCUUUUUUUGGUGUGUAAUCUUAUGUUCCCAACUUUCUUUUUAAAUGUUGAAUGUAAUACACUUUCAUUCUAUGUAAGUCCCUUUACUCUCUAAAAAUUUGAAUUCUAUCCCUUUGCUUUUUUA